AACGAGUGAUGUACUGAAACGAUCUCCAUGAUGAGCCACCUGCCAUGGCGGAAUCCACAGAGGAGCCACGUCCGGGCACUUCAAAGGCUGAAGAAUCGGUGACUGCUGCAAAAGGGAAAGGCAAAGGCAAGGGCAAGGAAGAACCGAAGAAGACCAAGUUCUGGAUCUCCUGGGACUCCUUGGAGAGGCGAUUACAAUUGUCAAAGUGGGUGGCUCUAAGUUGUUCAAAGGACCACACAGCCAAGAUUUGGGAGCUGAACAGCAGGGAGUGUCGAGGUACAUUGUCAGGUCUGCAUGAGGGCACCGUGAGAUGUGCUUCUAUCGACUGGAAGGAACUUAUGGCUAUCACGGCCUCUGAUGAUGGUUCUAUGUGCCUUUGGUCGCUGGAUAGAUGUGAAUGCAAGGAACAGUGGCUUUCGAACAAGCACGGCCAGCAAACCUGCCUUGCGGCAGAUUGGGAAAACGAUCGUGCUGUCAGCGGCACGGCGCAAGGGAAAUUGUGCUUGUGGGACACCAAGAGACUUGCCCUGUUGCACACGGUUCACGCACAUCCCGGAGCUCGAAUCAACAAAGUGCUCAUCGACGUGGUGAUUGGCUUGGCCAUCACAGCAGCGGAAGAUGGGAAACUUCGUACGUGGGAUGUGACGCUUCCGGAGCUCACGUGCGUCGGCACCUUCGACAAGCACAACGAAGCGGUCACGGCGGUGGUUGUGAACUUUGAUAAGAACCGUGUGCUCAGUGGGGCCGACGAUGGUUCUCUUCAUUUGUGGCAUUUGGGCCGCAGCUCCAAUGCUUCGAAAAACCGCACGUCCAUCGGAAUGCUCAGCGGCCACACAGACAAGAUCAACAACAUCGCAAUGGACUUGCAGAAGGCUGUGGCGGUGACCGUCUCUGAUGAUGAAACGGCUCGUGUCUGGGACAUCCAGAACUUCACCUCUUUGGGUGUUCUGGAAGGUCACCAGCUGGCGGUGCGUGACCUCACGGUGGACUUUGAAGAGAUGAUGUGCGUCACCUGCUCCGAUGACCACACGUUGCGUUUGUGGGACUUGAUGGGCCGGACGUGUGUGGCGGUCAUGGAAGGACAUGCGUCACGAGUGACUUGCCUGCGUGGCAACUGGAAGAAGAAGCUGGUCCUCAGUGCUUCUGAUGACUACACGCUGAAGUUGUGGGAUCUUGAGAAGCAGUGGUGUGAGGAGACUUUCUAUGGACAUGGUGGUGCCGUCACUAUGUUGUGUUGAUCUACCUAGGUGUGGCUGACAAACAUUGAUAUGACAGAUCAAUCCAAGUCUCAAACAGUUUGAUCUUUUGAGCCACCCUUGAAGCCAAAGAGCU
This is a messenger RNA of Durusdinium trenchii, 1332 nucleotides long. The record is from the annotation of a GenBank genome assembly. NCBI's taxonomy places the organism in Eukaryota, Dinophyceae, Suessiales, Symbiodiniaceae.